CAUUUCCCGAAGGUCUUUGCGAGUACCGGUUGACGUGGCUGGCGUUCUUCAGCAGACCGGGUCAAUUCAAACUUUCAACAGAAAAUCAGAGCGUUCCUCCUAAAACUAGUUUUAUAAGCGGGUUGGAAGUUGGUAUUUAGUCUCUUUUAAACUUUAUUAGGCGUGUCUGUUUGUAGUUUCGGGCUGUUUUAGGCUGUAUUAUGUCUGGGAAAGUGAAGAGUCGGAGCGGGGCGAACGCGGACUCGGUACCGGGUAGUGUAUCGUGUGAUGAGCGGAUUCUGCGGGACUGCCACAACCUGUACACCCAGCCGGACAGUGGACUAAUAACAAUAGCCCAGUCUGUUGGCGUGACCCUGCUGCCACCUCGUAAAAAGAUUACAGUCAUGCUGAUGGGGAACCACUCUGCUGGGAAGAGCUCCUUCAUCAACUGGUAUAUAGAGGAGCACAUCCAAAGAACUGGAGUUGCAAUCGAAACCCAAGGCUUCACAUUUGUUACUAGUGGACGCAAAAGAGAGUCCCUUACGGGUAAUGCAACUCUUCACCUGUAUCCCCACUUUAAACCACUUCAGGACUUUAAAGGUGUGUCUGAGUAUCUUGGCACCGAGAUCUGCACUUCUCGGCAGAAGCGUUUUAGCUUGGUGACAUUUGUGGACACUCCUGGACUGGUGGAUGGGGAUAUGAAGUACCCCUUUGAUGUGGACCAGGCUGUGCUUUGGCUUGGUGAUUUGUGUGAUUUGAUCCUGGUGUUCUUUGACCCGAUGGGUCAGGCUCUCUGCAAACGUACGCUCAACAUUGUGGAGAUGCUGAAUGAAAAGCACGGAGAUCGCCUCCGCUUUUACCUCAGCAAAGCUGAUGAAGCUGGAGGAGAGUCUGACAGACAGAGAGUGAUGAUGCAGAUUGUACAGGAGUUGUGCAAACGCCCAGGACUUAACAAGUGUGGUUUCGACAUGCCUACUAUUUAUGUCCCAAAUCCCAACAAGCCCAGUCGAUGCGUCAAUCAGAUAGAGGAGGUGUGUCGCACCAUAGAAAAGACCAUCAACCAGACUGUACAGAACACACUUAACUCCUUGGAGAAGGACUGUGAAAUCAUCUCUGAGGCCAUUACAGAUGCACUCAGCAACGACCGGCAGUGCAGCGUUGAGAACCGGCGGGCCCGCUGUAAGGGCUGUUUUCUAGGGCUGCUGGGCUUUUCUAUCCCCUUACUGAUGCUGGGUGCUUUGGUACUGGGCAGCAUGUCCAAGGAGAUGCUGGACCUAGUGCUAGGUGCUGAUGGCACUGUGGCACUGUCACAGUAUCUGGCUCCAGUACUGAGGGCGUUUGAGUCUGUGUCUGGUGAAAUGCAGCUCUAUAUUUGUGGUGGCCUUGUGUUCCUCUCCUUUAUCCUCCUCAUCCUCUCUCGGUUCUCCUCCCGCACUAAGCCCACUCUUUCAGGAAAACAAAAGAGGCAGAUGCAGGAAAAACUGGAGUAUAUGCAGGACGUGAAGAAUAAAAAGAAAGAGCUCUAUGAACAAUACCUCCGGCAAAGUGUUGGAGAUCAGGAUAUGAACUAAGACGUACAAUUGGAAUGAAAGACCUGAUGCAUGGGUGCACAGAGAAGUGUGGAAGGAAAGAACAGUGAUGGAGAAGUACCACUGAGCAUUCUGCCAUAAUAGAGCACCAGUAGUAAUAAAGACUCAAGUUUUUCAGCACCACAUUCCAAAAUCACACCAUGCCAGCACUCGAGCGUUAAACAUUUUAGUAACCACCUCGCCCCUUUAAAGCCAGCAAGAAAAUGUUGGUUAAAUGUACUGUUACUGUACACACCUAGAACACAUUCCAGCCACGGCAUGCACUGUUAAAUCUAUUGUAUAGUUUCUGUACUUUUUUUAAAUGUCUAAUCUAACAGACUAUCUUCCAGAUGUGCUAUAAUGUUAACAUGAAAGACUACAUUUCGAAACAGAGCUUUGCUGUAGGCCUUGACUUGUACAUCAGCAGUGCUUGUUUUACGGUUACAUGUUCAUAUGCUGCGCUUAACUUUAUACCUCACCAUGUUUUUAACACAACAGCUACAAUGAAAUGAAGGUCUGUUUUUGAUCAUGAUAGAAUUUCCAGAAUACUCCUCAUGCCCUGAGCUUUGCCAAGUUUUACCAGGCUUAGAAAGAUCAACUUUGUAUGCUUUCUUUUAUUUUUACUCUUUUCUUAUUGUAGUGAUGAUGAAAUGUGAUGAUAAUAAUAAUAAAUGCACAAUUUAAUAAUGCA
Molecule: messenger RNA, 2238 nt
Organism: Astyanax mexicanus (Mexican tetra)
Lineage: Eukaryota; Metazoa; Chordata; Actinopteri; Characiformes; Acestrorhamphidae
Exons: 12
Coding region: 201-1550 (449 amino acids)
Molecular function (GO): GTP binding; GTPase activity
Source: RefSeq, a predicted model, not a curated record